AUGAGAGCAGAUAGUUUGCCGCACAGGGCAGCAGCAGCGGAGGUCAUGGCCAUGUUGGACGCCAGUCUCAAGGCACGGGCCAUUGCCGUCAUCCACGACUCUCAAGAGCCCCUUGCCAAAAGUGGCGGAGCAUUGGCGGAGGGAGUGGGGGAGUGGUCGCUUGACGAGUGCACGGUGGUGCAUCGGCUGCUGCAGGACGGCCCGCUGGCAGAUGAGGCAGCUGCUCAAAGAUGGAAGGACCGGUGUGCGGCGCGCUUCCCCUACUCGCAGCACUUUGAGGGCAGCAAGAGCUCCGUGAAAGCACCUCCUCCGGUGGCUGAUGGGGGAGAUGAGGAUGGGGAGGAGCGCGCUGCUGCUGGUGCUGCUGCCAGGGAGAACGGUGUGGUGGAGUAG
Closterium sp. Yama58-4 is the source of this 393-nucleotide messenger RNA. Lineage: Eukaryota; Viridiplantae; Streptophyta; Zygnematophyceae; Desmidiales; Closteriaceae. The record is from the annotation of a GenBank genome assembly.